GUUCUGAUGGAUCCGGUCUCUACCAGCUGUGGACACUGGUUCUGCAGACGGUGCAUCAGGUCCUACUGGGACCAGUCUGCUCCAUCUGGACCCUCCUCCUGUCCCCAGUGUGGGAAACGACCCAGAACAGGAGCUGGACUGCUGACAGCCAAUCAGAGCAGCUGUGCUCCAGCAGAUGUUGUUCUGCAGGAGGUUCUAGAGGAACAUAAGAUCAGUCUAAGGAGGAGAUGUGAAUGUGUGACUGAAGGAAGUGAUGAAACAGGAAGUAGAACCCUCCUCAACAGGAUCUACACUGAUCUCUAUAUCACAGAGGGAUGGAGUGAAGAGGUUAAUACCCAACAUGAGGUGAAGCAGCUGGAGAGAGCUUCCCAGAUCCAGAACCUCCAUGACUCUCCAAUCAGGUGCCAGGACAUCUUUAAAUCCUUCCCUGACCAACAAGAAGCCAUCAGAGUGGUUCUGACCAACGGCGUCGCUGGUGUUGGAAAAACCUUCUCAGUGCAGAAGUUCACUCUGGACUGGGCAGAGGGCUUGGAGAACCAAGAUGUCAGUGUGGUGGUUCUGCUUUCGUUCAGGGAGCUGAACCUGAUCAGAGAUGAGCACCACAGUCUUCUCUCGCUUCUCCAUGUUUUCCACCCAACACUCCAGAAGCUCCCAGCAGAGCAGCUGGCUAAAUGCAAACUUCUCUUCAUCUUUGAUGGCCUGGAUGAAAACAGACUUUCUCUGGACUUCAACAGCAGUCAGCUGGUUUCUGACUUCACACAGAAAUCAUCAGUCAACGUUCUGCUGAUAAACCUCAUCAAGGGGAAGCUGCUUCCCUCGGCUCUUAUCUGGAUAACUACCAGACCUGCAGCGGCCAAUCAGAUCCCUCCUUCAUGUGUUACCAGGGUAACAGAAGUACGAGGCUUCACCGAUGCCCAGAAGGAGGAGUACUUCAGGAGGAGGUUCAGUGAUGAAGAGCUGUCCAGCAGAAUCAUCUCCCACAUCAAGAAAUCAAAAACUCUCCACAUCAUGUGUGGAAUCCCAGUCUUCUGCUGGAUCACUGCUACGGUUCUGGAGAACAUGUUGACCUCAGAGCAGAGAGGAGAGCUGCCCAAGACCAUGACUGACAUGUACUCACACUUCCUGCUGGUCCAGACAAAGAGGAAGAAGAACAAGUACCAUGGAGGACAUGAGACAAGUUCACAGGAGCUGAUGGAGGCAGACAGGGAAGUUCUUCUGAAGCUGGGGAAACUGGCGUUUGAACAUCUGGAGAAAGGAAACAUCAUGUUCUACCAAGAAGACCUGGAGCAGUGUGGUCUGGAUGUCACAGAGGCCUCAGUGUACUCAGGAGUUUGUACAGAGAUCUUCAAAAGAGAGAAUCUGAUCUUCCAGACACCAGUCUACUGCUUUGUUCAUCUGACCAUCCAGGAGUUUCUGGCUGCAGUCUACAUGCUCCACUGUUUCACCACCAGGAACUCAGAGGUGAUGAAGAAGUUCAUGGGAAAAACAUACAAUCAAACAUCUCUAUAUGGGUUGAUGAAGAAAGUCAUGGAGAAAUCCCUCAGCAGUAAAAAUUGCCACCUGGACCUGUUUGUCCGCUUCCUUCAUGGCCUCAUUCUGGAGUCCAACCAGAGACUGCUAGGAGGCCUGCUGGGUCAGACAGAGAUCAAUCCAAAAACCUUCCAGAGAAUCAUAGAUAAUCUGAAGAAAGAAAGAAACCUUUCAUCCCCUGAUAAACACAUAAACAUUUUCCACUGUCUGGUGGAGAUGAAUGAUCUCUCAGCUUUUCAGGGGAUCCAACAGUUCCUGAAAUCAGAGAACAGAUCAGAGAAACUCACUGAGAUCCAUUGUUCAGCGCUGGCCUUCAUGCUGCAGAUGUCAGAGGAAGUUCUGGAUGAGUUGGACCUGGAAAAGUACAAUACAUCAGAGAAUGGACGACUGAGACUGAUUCCAGCUGUGAGGAACUGCAGAAAGGCUCGACUUGGUGGCUGUAAUCUCUCAGAGGCUGAAUGUGAAGUUGUGGCUUCAGCUCUGAAGUCCAAUCCUCAUCUGACUGAACUGGAAAUAAGUGAGAUAAACAUAAAUAAAGGGACAGGUGGAACCUCUGGAGUCUCUGUACGGAAGAACAUUUGUGAGAUUCUGGAGAAUCCAGUCUGCAAAGUGAAGAGUUUGAGACUUGGUGGCGGUAAACUCUCAGAGGGUGAAUGUGAAAUUGUGGCUUCAGCUCUGAAGUCCAACACUCAUCUGAUUGGACCAGAAAUAAGUGAGAUAGACAUAAAUAAUAGCAGAACCCUUGGAGUCUCUGGACUGAAGAACAUUUGUGAGAUUCUGGAGAAUCCAGUCUGCAAAGUGAACAGUUUGAGACUUGGUGGCUGUAAACUCUCAGAGGCUGGAUGUGAAGUUGUGGCUUCAGCUCUGAAGUCCAACCCUCAUCUGACUGAACUGGAAAUAAGUGAGAUAAACAUAAAUAAAUGUGGAACCCUUGGAGACUCUGGACUGAAGAACAUCUGUGAGAUUCUGGAGAAUCCAGUCUGCAAAGUGAAGAGUUUGAGGUUGGGGAACUGCAGGUUGUCAGAGAUCAGCUGUUCUUCUCUGGCCUCAGCUCUGACCUUUAACCCCUCACAUCUGACUGAACUGGACCUGAGCAACAACAGCCUGAAAGAUUCUGGAGUGAAGGAUCUCUGUGGUUUCCUCCAGAAUCCAGAAUGUAAACUACAUGUAUUACGGUUGGGGUGGUGCAGUUUGUCAGAGAUCAGCUGUUCUUCUCUGGCCUCAGCUCUGAACCUUAACCCCUCACAUCUGACUGAACUGGAUCUGAGCUUGAACGAUGACCUGAAAGAUUCUGAUGUUCAGCAGCUGAAGCGUUUGGUAAAGAAUGUAAAGUCAUGAUCUCUGUAAAGUGAAGAAUCGUUUCUGUUUCCUGCUGAUCCUCAGAAGCU
Messenger RNA from Poecilia latipinna (sailfin molly), 2918 nucleotides. RefSeq names its product NACHT, LRR and PYD domains-containing protein 12-like. The record is from RefSeq and is a predicted model, not a curated record. The transcript is spliced from 8 exons. Lineage: Eukaryota; Metazoa; Chordata; Actinopteri; Cyprinodontiformes; Poeciliidae. Gene Ontology annotation, molecular function: metal ion binding; protein binding. Bases 7 to 2868 code for a protein of 953 amino acids.